AUGGCAACAACCAACAAUAGUUUCCAUGUGAAAGGAAAGGAAGAAGUACAAUUCGAUCGAAAAAAUGUGGUGGUGGCGUGUGAUGUGGUGAAUGGAAAGAUUACAUAUGUGGAUGUAAGCAGUCAAUUGAUGGGCGUUUUGUUCGCUGGAGACGAGAUUCUGAACGUCAAUGGAGGAGUGAAUAUCAAAACAACUGCUGAUUUCAUUCGUGCAAUCAGUGCGAAGCUUCCCGGAAAAGUGACCAUUGAAUUCAUGAGAGAUGACCAUUGUCUGGUUAGCGAAAAACAGUUGCCACCUCGUCGUCCAAAUACUCAAAUGACCGAAUUGACACUGACUUAUCGUGGAGGAGCUGCCACUGGAAUUAUCAUCCAUAGAAUGGCAUUUGACCCAAAAACCGUGACCAUUGCAAUGGUACAAUCAGCCUCCAAUGCGUGUCAUUAUGUAAAAGAUGGAGAUAUUCUAGUGAAAGUGAACGACAUCUACGUUCUAGAUCGUGAUGCUGCCCGGAAACUCUUCUAUGCAAGUGUCAACAAUACGAAGACAGUUCGUCUGACUCUGGAAAGAUCUACGACCACUGAUCCUCUGGGUCCAGCCCCUCCACCUCCAGAUGGCGUUCCAACGACAGCGGUUCCAGGAGGAGUGAAAAAGACUGGGAAUUCGAUGAUGCUUCCUCCACCACAACCACCCCAAGGAAAAACAAGCAAUUUUAUGUGGUCACUUCUGCCUCCUGACGUUCUGGAGAUCAUGAAAGCAAACAAGGAUUUCUACAAAAAAAUGUGCAAGAAUCCUCCCUGUGUCAUCACAACAUCGAAUCCGUCUCAACCAGUUCCAGCCACUCUCCCAUCGGAUCCCCCAGAAGUCCGUAUCCCGUACACUCAAUCCCCGAAACCAUUGAAAAUGACCCCACAACCAGUCGCAUCCUACCUGUUUUUGAGAGAAAAAAUAAGAGAACCUUUUGAAAUAAACAAAAUUUGUCAUUCUCUGCGUCUCUCUCUCCCACACUCUCUAUUCUUCUUCUUCUCCUUUUCCCUCUCUUUUUCUCUUUCAGUGACACAGAGACGGCCAGCGGCCGGUGCUGCUUGGUACCGACUCUGUGUGUCUGCUUGUCCGUGCCCGGCCGUCCGUCCAAUUUUCACAACAACAUGUUUACGAAAUUGGACCAAACAAUGUGAUGUCCUUGUCCUCCUCCCACUCUCAUUUCUCCUUCUUUGCACCCCAUUAGAACGAAUGCCAACUUUCUCGCCGCUCGCGGCUACGAACGAGAAGAUUCGACCACUCGAUGCCAUCUGGAAUGAGGAAGACGAUGAGGAGCAAGCUCCAGUCGCACAGAAUCGUAGCUGCGUUUUGAAAGUCAUCAAUAAUAGCUACGCUCAACACAUCAAGCUAUUCGUCUUGGCCUUCGUGGCUUUGAUCCACUUUUGGUAUCUCAACGAGUUUCUUGUUAAAUUCGCUGCUUUCGACAAAAUGGCUCAAGACGUCAGAUACGUUAAGCCAUAUGGAACCAACUAUGCAAAUGACUACCUUUCGAUUCAGUACACCCACCAAGCUCUGAUCGAUUACAAGAAGAACCUGUGGUUGACAGUUGGUGCAAUGUGCGCAUCCCUUGCCGCCACUGCUUCUCUCUUGACCAUCUACAGCUCCCCACAUGAUGGAUACAAUCGUGCCGCAACCAAUUUGAUCCGAAUCUUCGAUUUCUCCUCUUUCCUUUUCAUCACUUUCCUUCUCUUCGCUCGAAUCUCCUACGCCAUUCGUCUCAGUACCAACGCUCAACCAUCUCUCCGUGCAGCUUCUCGUAUCUCCCAAACCAUCUUUGACGAGUUUGGAGCAACUCUCGAUUGUCGUCUCCACCCAACAAUGGAUGAAAAAAAUUGCGCUUCUGAGAUCGUCACGUCGGCCUUCCCAUUGCACUUCCUCGAGUAUUUGGUCAUUUUGUGCGUCUUGACUGCUGCUUAUAUUGGAUUGGCCUACUUGAUCGAAUGGUGCAUCCGUCAUUACUUCCCACCAACCCAUGAGAAGCUCACUCCAAUCAGUGCAAUCUCUCGAAAUCUCGUGGCUUCUUCUCGUUGCUCAUCCGACAAUUCUGUUCUUAUUGCUGCCUAA
Caenorhabditis briggsae is the source of this 2100-nucleotide messenger RNA. Gene Ontology annotation, molecular function: protein binding. The record is from RefSeq and is a predicted model, not a curated record. Lineage: Eukaryota; Metazoa; Nematoda; Chromadorea; Rhabditida; Rhabditidae.